AGGGAGCAGACGUACUAGUCAUCGAUUGUAAGCAAGUGCAUUCAUUCGAAGAUUGAGGAAUAAAAUAGGAUUGCGUGGAAAGAUGACAUUAUCAGCAGCCAGAUUUACAAUAUUGUUCUCGUUGCUUUCCUGCUGUCCGAUAUUCAUUGACGCGCAGUAUGAAGGUGAUCGAUGCACUAUUGAUGGCUCACCCGGUAUCUGCGUAAUCCUUGACGAAAAGAAGUGUCCGUCAGUUUAUCAAGAUUUGCUGGCAGGGAUCAUUCCAUCUUCAUGUGGAUACAAAGGCUACGAACCGAUCAUAUGCUGCCCAACUAACAGAUUUAGUACUUCUACAACCACACGUAGACCUACAACUAGAACUACUACUACGACUACAACAACAACAACAACAACAACAACUUCUCCAAACAUCGAUGAUCGACCAUCGUUUAAUCGCACAGGAGCCAAAGCAAGAGCGAAAUGCGAGGAGUAUGCCAAAUCCGUGUUCACGCUCGUACAGGCUCCAAUUCUGAUAGGCUCCACUUCUGACCGGAAGCUGCUGGUGAACGUGUCUUUAUGCGGGAUUAAGACUCGCAAGCUGAUCGUCGGUGGUACGGAUGCCGAUCCAAAGGAAUUCCCGCAAAUGGCUGCGAUCGGUUAUGACAGCAGGGACGGUGUCGUCUGGCAAUGCGGUGGCACGUUAAUCUCCGAAAGAUUCGUUUUAUCCGCCGCGCACUGCGCCUCCAGCAUCGUAUGGGGCAAAGCAAAUUGGGUACGAUUAGGCGAUUUGAAUCUCAAAAGAACGGACGACGAUGCGAGACCGCAAGAUCUUCAAAUUGUUCAACGAAUAAGGCACCCUAAGUACAGCAUCCGAUACUCGUACCACGAUAUCGCGCUUUUCAAAUUAGAAAAAGACGUAAAAUUUAACGCCUACAUAAGGCCCAGUUGCUUGCCGUAUUCCUCGCCGGAUGUUGAUACCGAUGGUAAAGCAACUGCGACCGGAUGGGGAGCCGAUGAAUAUCUUGGCGAUCCAACGAACAAUUUGUUGAAAGUAACGAUUAACUUGGUAUCCCACUCGACCUGCAAUAGAUCUUACGGAUAUGACAAUAAGUUGCCACGUGGGAUCGUAGACGAGUGGCAAAUUUGCGCUGGUGAAAACGGAAAGGAUACUUGUCAGGGUGACAGUGGAGGGCCUCUCAGCAUCUUCAAUCCCGAUUACUACUGCAUGUAUAACUUAAUCGGUGUAACAAGCUUCGGAAUAGUUUGCGGUGGGAAUGUUCCCGGUGUGUAUACCCGCGUGUAUAAUUAUAUUUCGUGGAUAGAAAGUAUAGUGUGGCCAGACUCCUGAUACAAAUGUACAAUAAAUAUAUUUUUGUAUUGACUU
Messenger RNA from Frieseomelitta varia, 1363 nucleotides. Its product is annotated as serine protease snake-like. Bases 83 to 1327 code for a protein of 414 amino acids. NCBI's taxonomy places the organism in Eukaryota, Metazoa, Arthropoda, Insecta, Hymenoptera, Apidae. The transcript has 6 exons. The record is from RefSeq and is a predicted model, not a curated record. Gene Ontology annotation, biological process: proteolysis. Gene Ontology annotation, molecular function: serine-type endopeptidase activity.